Messenger RNA from Ylistrum balloti, 900 nucleotides. Its product is annotated as GATA zinc finger domain-containing protein 15-like. Bases 1 to 900 code for a protein of 299 amino acids. Lineage: Eukaryota; Metazoa; Mollusca; Bivalvia; Pectinida; Pectinidae. The record is from RefSeq and is a predicted model, not a curated record. The transcript is spliced from 2 exons.
AUGGUGUUCUUUAGUCUAACCCAGAUGAAAAACAAAGCAUUGAAGAUAGAGGAACUUGCUAAAGCGCAUACCUCCUCCAUGCUUUACAUUCUUCCUCCUGAGACGCUCAACACGGAUACAUCCCAGAGUCUCACAAAUAAUCAGGCAUCCCACAGUCUCACAAAUAAUCAGGCAUCCCAGCGUCUCACAAAUAAUCAGGCAUCCCACAGUCUCACAAAUAAUCAGACAUCCAAGAGUCUCACAAAUAAUCAGACAUUCCAGAGUCUCACAAAUAAUCAGACAUUCCAGAGUCUCACAAAUAAUCAGACAUCCCAGAAUCUCACAAAUAAUCAGGCAUCCCAGAGUCUCACAAAUAAUCAGGCAUCCAAGAGUCUCACAAAUAAUCAGACAUCCCAGCGUCUCACAAAUAAUCAGACAUCCCAGCGUCUCACAAAUAAUCAGGCAUCCCAGAGUCUCACAAAUAAUCAGGCAUCCCACAGUCUCACAAAUAAUCAGGCAUCCCACAGUCUCACAAAUAAUCAGGCAUCCCACAGUCUCACAAAUAAUCAGGCAUCCCACAGUCUCACAAAUAAUCAGGCAUCCCAGAGUCUCACAAAUAAUCAGACAUCCCACAGUCUCACAAAUAAUCAGACAUCCCAGCGUCUCACAAAUAAUCAGACAUCCCAUAGUCUCACAAAUAAUCAGGCAUCCCAUAGUCUCACAAAUAAUCAGACAUCCCAGAAUCUCAGAAAUAAUCAGGCAUCCCAGAAUCUCACAAAUAAUCAGGCAUCCAAGAGUCUCACAAAUAAUCAGACAUCCAAGAGUCUCACAAAUAAUCAGACAUCCCAGAGUCUCACAAAUAAUCAGACAUCCAAGAGUCUCACAAAUAAUCUGAUUGCUUUCAGAAAUAAAAAAAUAUAA